Colletotrichum navitas is the source of this 2028-nucleotide messenger RNA. Its product is annotated as Sodium:neurotransmitter symporter family protein. Gene Ontology annotation, cellular component: plasma membrane. Bases 1 to 2028 code for a protein of 675 amino acids. Gene Ontology annotation, biological process: sodium ion transmembrane transport. The record is from RefSeq and is a predicted model, not a curated record. Lineage: Eukaryota; Fungi; Ascomycota; Sordariomycetes; Glomerellales; Glomerellaceae. The transcript has 3 exons.
AUGGACGUGCUAAAGAAGAUCGGGGGCUGGUUUGCUCCUCCGCCGAACAAAGCAGAAGACGGCCGUGAUGCCUGGCCAUCCAGAGCAUCCUUCCUCCUGGCCUCAAUGGGUGGCUGUGCCGGAAUGGGGAACCUGCUCCGGUAUCCGUCCCAGGUGUACAACAACCACGGCCUUCAGUGGUAUAUCCCGUACCUGAUGGCUGUAUUUAUUGUUGCCAUUCCGGUAUUGGUCCUUGAGAUCGCCAUUGGGCAGGCCUAUCGCGGCGGUAGUGUCGUGGCAUACAACAACCUUAAUCAGAGGUUGAAAGGCACUGGUCUGUCUCUGCUUUAUGUCGGAUUCGUCGUCACCCCGUAUUUCGUCGUCAACUUGGCGUGGAUUAUGAGCUAUUUCCGGCACUCCUUUACCAGUCCGUUGCCGUGGACCGGUCGCGGUGAGGAGUUCUUCAACCAGGAUGUCGUUGCCAACGUUGAUCCGAUUGAGGGUAGCCUCACAGCAGACGGCACCGGCGUCCUCAAUUACACUCAGUAUCCCGGGAUCGCCCUUAUUGGAGAAACAACCGGAUGGGCAGCCUUCACCUUCUUUCUGAUGUGGGUUUCCAUCUUCCGCGGCGUUGGUUUGACGGGCCGCGUCGUCUACUUCACCAUGGGUCUCCCCAUCGUGGUAACCAUUAUCCUCAUCGGCCGCUCCGUGUCUCUUGAGAACGCCGGCGAAGGUGUUAAGCUCUACUUCGCCACAUGGAGAGGAAGUGAGCUGGCAAAAGGAACUGUUUGGCAGACAGCUUGCGGUCAAGUCUUCUUCAGCACUGGAGUUGGUUUCGGCUACUUCACGUCGUACGCCUCCUACAACCGCCAGUACUCAAACGCAGUGAUGGAUUCCAUCUUGAUCGUCUGCAGUAACGUUCUCUUUGAGAAUGUCGCCGCUUUCGCCGUAUUUGGAGUUGUAGGGUACUUGGGCAUGCGGCCAGACCCUGAGAACCCCAUCGGAGGCUUCACGGUCGGAUUCUUGACCCUCCCCCUUGCUGUUGCCGAGAUGCCCGGCGCCAACUUUUGGGCAGUGGCUCUGUUCUUCACUCUCAUGGUCCUUGGAUACAGCUCUGCCUUUGCCAUGCUCGAUGCCAUCGUGACCUUAGUAAUGGACACAGGCAUCAAGUUUUCUCGUCCCAUCGUCGUCACAGCCCUCACUAUCGUAUCGUUUCUUCUUGCGCUGCCGUAUUGCACCGAGUUCGGAUACUAUCUUUUGACUAGCAUCGAUCGCUGGGUCAACGAUGUCGCUUUGGUGUUCGUCGUCUUCGCCGAAUGCAUCACUUCCACAAGUGUCUAUCGCUUUAAGGACGUUAUCGGACAAGUGGGAAAGCCGGCCUUUAUCAUCUACAAUACGUGCUACAUCUUGGCGAUGGUUCUAGGUGUAGCCGUUGCUCAUGCUGUUCAAGCCGGGGCUGGGGCGGGUGUUGGUUUAGGGCUCUUCUUUGCUGGAUGCAUUGUAUCUGUCCUCGUUGCCAAGACCCCUGACGCCACUCCGCCCAAGUUUUGGGGCAGCAAUGCCUUUAUUAGCCGAUUUUGGUACCUCGCAUUCUACUCCGGUAACCAGCUUCGACGGGACCUGAAUGUUGUCAUUGGCAGUGGCAAGAACUGGAACAUACCGAUAUUUUGGCCUGUUCUCCUGCGUUACGUCUCAGGCCCUAUCUUGAGCAUUGUUUACGGCUUCUCAUACCCGGCAUUCUAUCAAGUCCGCUACGACCCUUUGCACAUCCUUGGCUUCGCAGUAAGUCAUGUCGCCCUGGUUAUGAUCUUUGCCGGUUUCAUGGUUCCGCGAUGGUUUAAUGUCUUUAUUCCGGCUCAUCGGAGACACGAGGGCAAAAUCCACUAUGCCCCUCUGGUAAUCAUUGGUGCGGACGAGGCCCAGGCUAUUGCAGCCGACAACAUGGAGCAGGGGCACACGCCUUCUCACUCGGAUGAGGGUGUAGGCCGCAAGGAGCCGCCUACUCACGACGGCCUGAUCAUGGAAGAUGAGAAAAAAGCCAACAUAUGA